GUGUUCAAGCCACACCUUCUAAACGAAGUGUCUUGUUGAUGGUAUAGUAUCGCUGAAGCUGGAUCCAGCAGAUUCGACCACCUCCUGGAGAAAGAGACGGACAGACAUUUGAAAUCAGACUGGAUUCGCACAGCAGCAGCAGAAGAAGAAUCUCCAGAAUGGUCCACAGUCGCCUGGGCACUUCAGGUUAGACGACACACCAUGAUCCUCUCCAUCCCCUCCAUCCUGCUCGGACUGGGAGGGAAGUGUCUGCUCAACUGGGCCCUGGUGUUCCUCCAGAGGAGCCACGUCUGCAAAAGCUUCGUGGGGAUUUUCGGCGUGUCCCUGUCCGUUGUGGACACGGCCGCCAUCCUCAUCUUCGCCACCAUCACCGUGCACAGUGACGGAGGCGUCCUCCUCUCGGACCUGCAGCUGACCAGAUACCACGUCUGUUUGCUGGCUCAAAUCCUCGGACAGGUCUACGGCGCUCUGCAGUGGCCCGUCGUGGUCGUGGCUGGUUUGGACCAUCUCUGCACCAUUUCUCUGCCGCCGGCCUCCCCGAGGGCAAGGUGGAUUGUCCGCUUAUUUGUGACCGUCCUCCUGUGGUACCUCGCCGCCCUCUACGUCUUCCUGCUGUCUGACUUCACUCCCGUCUUGGAGGACGUGUCUCUCCACCAGAUGCACCAGUGCUGGGUCUUCCACACCACUCAGAUCCUGCAGGUGGUCACCAUGCUCCUCUUGACGCUGGGCUGCGCAGCGCUGCAUGCUGUGUGCAAAGACCACAUUACAAACCAAACCAGUACUCACUCCAGGAGAAGUGUCGUUUGCCAGGUCCUGUGUAUAUUUCUGAGCGCCUGGGCCCCGCUCCUGGUUUUUCUGGCCGUGCUCCUCCUCCUGCUCCUGCUCCCCGCGGGAAUGCCCUCAUACCUGGGACUGAAUGUGGCCUGGCUCUGCUUCCUCAACAGCUUUCUGAUAGCAGUCGUUCUGUGUGUAGUCGGUCCAACCUCGCAGUUUGCACAGGGCUUGGCAGCGGUCCCUGCCGACAGCUUCUGCGAGUGGAGGAUUAAAUUUAGCUUGGCUGCAGAGGACGGAACAUGACUGCGCCGAUGAUGAAACCUGAAAGUCUUGUUGCGAGACAAUAUUUUUGGAGAAGUGGUCACGAGAGCAGAGUCGCUCUGGUGAUUGUUGUUCUGACGGUCUGUCCAACAAUUAUGGACUGAAAAAUAUCCAUAACUAUUGGAUGGUUUGCCUUGGAAUUUUGUUCAAACAUUCACGACUCUAAGACAAUUCAUCCCUGUGACUUUGGUGAAACUUAGCUCAAACGUAUCCAAGGAAACAUCUCAAUGUACUGUAUAAUAAGACAUUCAUGUUUCAUAGACAUGAAUCCUACUGACUUUGAUCACUUCGAUCUCCUUAGAUCUUAUUUAUUGAUUGCCACCAUACGUUUGACAUCUGUGGGUUUGAGUGAAAUGUAUCAACAACCAUUAAAUGGAUUGAUUGAUUGAUGGAUAAAUUGGAGUUUUUUCAAUUUCAGGUUCCUGUGAAUUUUUUUUUACUCAGGACCAGAAAUACAAACAAAGUAUGCAAUGCAGUAAUAACAAAGUGAAGAUUUGGUAGUUGUAGAAAAUCAGUUAAAGGUUAAAAAAAUUUUUAUAAUUCGCAAAUAAGGCACAUGGGACGCAGUUAGGCCCAGUUUGUGUAACAAUAUAACUUGUUUGAAAUACUUAAGCAUCACAGAAGACUCUUCCCAUCGUCUGGAUGAAUGUUGUUGCCAUGGAAUCAGCGAGUUAUGUUGUGGGCUACAACAUCCUCCACUUUAUUUAUCAUUAUAUGUUGGAAAAAAACAAUACCACAUUUGCUAUCACCAGUUCCUGUUUUCUAAGCAGAAUCUUCUCAGAAGGUGUAUAUCACAUACAUCUAAAACUGUGUAUGAUGCCUGUGUUAAUGCUGCAACUGACGACGUGUUAAUCAUAUUUUAGGCUACAACUAACAAUUGUUACAAAUAUGACCAUUAGGAAAAAAUCCAUAUGAAGGAGCAAAGUUCAACAAAAGUCAGUACAUGCUUCAUUUGUGAGAUUCCACUCAAUCAUUUUGUUAAUCAUUUUCUGUUUGUCUUUAUAUUCGCUCACAGCCUCAAUCCUCUUGCAUAAAUCUUUGGAUAAAUGUUCUGCCAUUCUUCACCCGAUGAGUCUUUUCAGCUGCUCUUUGCUGGAAGGGUUUUGUGGCAGGAGACACUGGCCAGGUCACAGCUGUCACUUUUUUUUAUUCUUCACAUUGUCAAUUUCCUCUCGUGUUGAAAAGCCUCUUGGGACUUGGGAGUCAUCUUUUCAUGAAGUAUUUGGAUAGACAAGUUAUAGUAAUUGUGCCAUCUAUAAAUAUCUAAAAUAUAAAAAUAUCACCAAUUUCUUCGCGGUUACUCCUUGUGCCGAUUCAGAUGCACUUGUGUUUACUUUUUUAAGUAGUCCCUAUGACUUUUGUUUAAUCCAUUUCUGUCAAUUUAUAGUUUUUAUUUUGUGCGGUUUGGUACUAAUUUGAUUGAUACUUAUUGCUGGCGAGAGUUAAGAACUAUGAAACUGAAGAAAGCUUGGCUGAAUCCAAUUCUCCAUUUUCAUAUGUGAAAAUUAAAACUGAAUAAAAGCGUCUUGGUAAUUUUGAAAUGCAAUGAUUAUUGAUCAAUCUGCAGAAAACUUGGAUUUAAUAAAUUCGAUCUAACCCUGAAGAAAGUUUAUAAAAAAAAUGCCAGACAGGUUCCCAGAUGCCAAAGAUUACUUUGUGUGCAGACAACAAUUCAAAACCGUAAUGGGUUACUGAUGUGAUGGUUAAAAUUGUUUACUGGUUACUUUGCCAAUCAGUGUAAUUUCUGUUUUCCAUGUGACCUGCCCGGUCUCUGUAAUGUGUGAGUGAUUUCAUAUGCUUCCUUUUUGGGUAUCUUGUGCUGAAGUGUGAGGAAGCAAGUCAUAAGAACACAGAGAAAGCCCGAGGACAGCACCGGUUUGACACUACAGAACUUUACUUGAAUUUGAUCCAAGUUCAUUGUCUAUACAGGGCAUAUUUACAAGAUCUGAAAUCAGCGGAGGGGCAAAAAACAGAAAAAAAAACAAACACUAGAUACAACUGAGGUAUUAGCUAAAAGCAUUUACAGGUAUGUCAUUUACUAGUAAAUAUCAAUGAUGAUAAACAGUUAGAGAUGCAGUGUCUUCUGCUUAAAAAACAUCUUUUUAUAUCACAACAUGAGGUAGGAGAACAGUGUCUCGAUUCAUGCAAGAACAAAAGUCUCAUCACACUGUAGUUAUUGGCAACGUAGUAUGCAAUGUUCGUACACAGACACUGCGUUUCAUGUUUUCGGAACAGCAUCGAGGGGGAAGAAGGGUUCUUUUUUUAGCAAAGCCAUAAAUAUUUUUUCUUCUUCUUCCUUUUACAACAGGAUGUGUGGGAAAUUAAAACAUUAUAUUCUUAGUAGCCGGUGAUCUGUGCGACCAAUCACCAAGGCAGCCCUAUAGUUCAGACUUCUCCCACCCCGGCAUAUAAUUAUUACUGGCUGACAACUAUGCACCCAACUACAAAGCAAACCAACUAGGACAGUUCAAAGGUCAGCUUGGAUUUGUUUAAUAGUUUUAUUCAUACGUGGGCAUGUAAAUCCUGUAUUAAAAUAUGUUCAGGUGGUAAAGCCUGGCUCCUCCCUCCUCGUUUUACUCGGUUGGGCAAAACCUCACACCUGUAGAAAUUCUGUACAAAGCAUAUCCAAGUUCUCAUAACACUGCAAAAUGCAAAAAAGGGCCCAGCACGCCGUGUUACAGGGGAUCUUCUCUCCCCGAUCGUUUAGUCCUUUUUUUUUUCUCAUCAAGGUGUACAAUUCAAGAAGCUUCACGUCGCCCCCUUGUGUAUAAAAUGCUAAUUACACAGAAAGUAAAACUACAUAUUUUUUUAUUAGGGUAAAUGUGAAGAAUUUAAAGGAUUUUUUUUGUUUGUUGUUGUUCUGCUGAAGAGGUAAUUAAGUCAAUAACAACUAAUACUGAUUAUCUUUUCAGUGAUGUUAACACAUCCGGAUGAGGAUAUGUGAUCUGAAAUAAUAAAAACACAACACAUCCAGAGCUACAUGAGCGAGUUCUUCUCUUUCCCUUUUCAAAGCUGCCAUGCUUCAGUCAGACAUCGGAGGUCAUCACACACACACACACACACACACACACACACACACACACACACACACACACACACACACACACACACACACACACACACACACACACACACACACACACACA
This is a messenger RNA of Scophthalmus maximus (turbot), 4241 nucleotides long. RefSeq names its product G protein-coupled receptor 160 (gene gpr160). Gene Ontology annotation, cellular component: plasma membrane; signaling receptor complex. Bases 202 to 1077 code for a protein of 291 amino acids. The transcript is spliced from 2 exons. The record is from RefSeq and is a predicted model, not a curated record. NCBI's taxonomy places the organism in Eukaryota, Metazoa, Chordata, Actinopteri, Pleuronectiformes, Scophthalmidae.